Messenger RNA from Cygnus olor (mute swan), 2369 nucleotides. Its product is annotated as cholesterol 7-desaturase nvd-like. Gene Ontology annotation, biological process: chlorophyll biosynthetic process; cholesterol metabolic process. Gene Ontology annotation, molecular function: chlorophyllide a oxygenase activity; 2 iron, 2 sulfur cluster binding. The record is from RefSeq and is a predicted model, not a curated record. The transcript is spliced from 8 exons. Lineage: Eukaryota; Metazoa; Chordata; Aves; Anseriformes; Anatidae. Bases 1 to 1197 code for a protein of 398 amino acids. Gene Ontology annotation, cellular component: chloroplast.
AUGACAGACCGCUACCUGGCGCUUUCCCCAGGGCUCUCCACACCAGAGGAGCUGUCUCCAGGCUCUGGAACACACCUGGGGCAGGCAGGAUGGGGCCGCGGGGAGGUGGGUUCCCUGCCGGCUCCGGCCCCCCGCCGCCCCCGCCGCCCCGGCGCCCGACCGCCGCCGUACCCCAACGGCUGGUAUCGAGUCCUCGACUCCGCGCAGCUGCCCCCCGGGACCGUCCGCAGCCUCGCCCUGCUCGGAGAGCAGCUCGCUGCGUUCCGCACCCAGGACGGCCAGGCCCAUGUGGUGGACGCUUACUGCCCUCACCUCGGUGCCAACCUCGCUGCCGGCGGGCGCGUCGUGGGCGACUGCAUCGAGUGCCCCUUUCACGGCUGGCAGUUUCGAGGAGAAGAUGGAAAAUGCACCAGCAUCCCAUAUGCUGAAAAAGUGCCAGAUUUCGCCAAGGUCCGGACGUGGCCAUGCUGCGAGGUGAACGGGAUGCUGCUGCUCUGGUACCAUUGCGACAGGACUGGCCCGACGUGGGCUGUGCCCGAGCAGCCACAGAUCGCCGCCAAGGAGUGGGUGUUUCGGGGACAGACAGAGCACUUUGUGGACGCCCACAUCCAGGAAAUCCCUGAGAAUGCGGCUGACACAGCUCACCUGGUCUUUCUCCAUGGACCGUCUUUUCUGAGUGGAUCCGAUCUGAGAUACACCAAGUCCAAGGUGUGGGAUUUUAUGAAGCACGUCUGGAAGGCCGAGUGGCAACCGGAGCCAGAGCCCAACCAGCAUUGCUCCCGCAUGCUGCUCCAACACACCGCAACCAUGUUCGGGAAGCACUUUCCCUUGCUGGACUUGUCGGUUUCAGCCAGGCAGGUGGGGCCAGGGCUGGUUUUCCUCAUCUUUGAGCACGCUUUCCUGGGCCACGGGGUCAUCCUGCAGACUGUGACACCACUGGAGCCUCUCCUGCAGAACGUGGUCCACAAAAUCUACUACCAGAAGAAUGUGCCGGCCAUAGUCCCCAAGUUCAUCCUGAGAGCAGAGUGCAUACAGUUUGAGCGAGACAUAACCAUCUGGAAUAACAAACAGUACCUGCCUAAGCCGCUGCUGGUCAGAGAGGAUGCGAGCAUCCAGAAGCACAGGCGCUGGUUCGCGCAGUUCUACAGCGAGAAGAGCACGAGGCCCUCGGCGCCAAAGGAGGGCCUGGACUGGUGAGGACCCUGCUGCCCUCUGCAGUACGGCCAGAAGCUCUCAGGUGGCUCCUGGCAGGCAGUGGUGCUGUACAGACUUGAAACCCCUUGUGUUCAUGCUGCCGCAGGGAAGACAGCCCGAGCCCUGGCGCUCCCCUCUUUGUUCGAGGCACUGAAGCCCUGAGGUUGUAACAUGCUUGCUGUUGCACUUCUGCUGUCAUGUAUGUUCUGAGUUUGAACUUAAGACUGACAGAACUGCAUCUAAAACAUCCUUGUCUCUCACUGCUGUCAUCACUUUGUGUAGUUAAAUGAAACACUUUCCAUAUGGCCUUUUAUUGCCUGAAGUUUCCUUUCCCAGCCAUGCUUGCUGUUGCUUCUGCACCUCGGCUGGGGCAGGCUUCGGCUCUCUAGGGAAGCUUUGGCCAAUGUCUGUAUGGCAUCAGAGGUGUGAUUAUAAAGCCCACAGACAUUUGCUGUCUGCUAUCUGACAGCAGGCUGGGCAGCAUGGGUUUGACUGCCCACUUUGCCCUCACCAGACCUGUGGGCUUCCUUGAGCCUACUGAGCUCUGCAUGAGUGGAUUCCUCGUGCACCAAGUUGGGAAGCAGAGGGACCAUCCCAGUGACCAAACCACUUUGAGAACAUCUUUGCAGGUCAAGGAUGUUAAUAAGAUCCUGCUUUGGUAACCCCUGGAUUCCAGUGAUGCCAAGGAUGCCGAGACGGCUGUAAAAAUUUGUAUCUCACAGCAAGAGCACGUGUCACUUACUGUCACUGUGCUCAGAAAUUAACACAUAGAAAUCAGGCUGCAAAUAUGGCUAAAAGUGGUCUAGGCUCCCUUGUGCUUUGUGCCUAAAUGUUUGAUAUUAAAGGGCUAAAUUCUGCCUUGCUGCACACCCUAGAGAAACCUGUAUUCACUGUAGAAACAGCCUGCCUUGUAUAGUUUGCAGGACUCUGGCAGCUACGCAAUGCCACAAGCUUGCAAGAGCAAAUGCCCAAACAAAGCAGCUUUCCAAGCAGGCUGAGGGCUGCUGCCCUUGCACUCUGUGUGCUUGCUUGUGCCUUGUGAAUUCUGCACCUUGCUGAGGUUUCUGGUUCCUCCCUCACCAUUAACCCAUAGAGCAGGAGCUGGAGAAUGCCAUUGCAGGCUCUGCCAGUGCAGAGUUCAACGCCCACCCUGGCAAGCACCCCGGGUAACACUG